Messenger RNA from Callithrix jacchus (white-tufted-ear marmoset), 943 nucleotides. RefSeq lists its product as uncharacterized. Lineage: Eukaryota; Metazoa; Chordata; Mammalia; Primates; Cebidae. The record is from RefSeq and is a predicted model, not a curated record.
AUGGCCCCAGCAAGUGGGGUGAGCUUUGUGAUGAGCAGCGGAGGAAAUGGCUCACCCCAGGAUUGCCAGUGUGAUGGUGCGAGGCACAGGCCUGAGGAGCAGCAAGGAUUGCAGCAGCUGGACUGGGAACAGCAGGGCUUACAGCAGCUGGACUGGGAACAGCAGGGCUUGCAGCAGCUGGACUGGGAACAGCCACAAGAGCCACAGCCUCCCUUGGAGCCCCCACAGGAGCCACAGCUGGAGCAGGAACAGGCUGGCACACAGCAGCACAUGGGCUUGCAGCAGCAGAUGGGCACACAGCAGCUGGAGCCACAGCCCCCCUUAGAGCCCCCACAGAUGCCACAGCCCCCCUUGGAUCCUCCACAGGAGCCACAGCCCCCCUUGGAUCCUCCACAGGAGCCACAGCCCCCCUUGGAGCCUCCACAGGAGCCACAGCCCCCCUUGGAGCCCCCACAGGAGCCACAGCCCCCCUUGGAGCCUCCACAGGAGCCACAGCCUCCCUUGGAGCCUCCACAGGAGCCACAGCCCCCCUUAGAGCCGCCACAGGAGCCACAGCCCCCCUUGGAGCCUCCACAGGAGCCACAGCCCCCCUUAGAGCUCCCACAGGAGCCACAGCCCCCCUUGGAGCCCCCACAGGAUCCACAGCUGGAGCAGGAACAGGCUGGCACACAGCAGCACACGGGCUUGCAGCAGCAGACGGGCACACAGCAGCUGGAGCCACAGCUCCCACAGCCAGAGCUACAGCCCCCACAGCCGGAGCCACAGCCCCCACAGCCGGAGCCACAGCCUUCAGAACAGCCACAGCAGCCCAUGGUUCUGAUGGGUUGAGGGUGGAGCAGGUAGAGGAGCAGAUGAGAGGGAGGUGCAGGUGUGGAGCCCCCUGAGCCCGGGGCCUUUAUAUUCCCACCCAGGAUCAGGUGUGAAGCUGGGCACAUGGUCACUU